AUGAGUACAUUGCCUGUUGUCGCCAUGAUAUUCACCAUCGUGUCGAAGGCCAUUCUUUUCGUAUUGUGUUAUCGGAUCAACAAUCCAACGAUGCGCGCUCUUACUGAAGACAAUCGAAAUGAUGUGGCUUCAAAUACUGUGGCACUUGUGUGUGGAAUUAUCGGUUCGAAUGCUCUGCACCAGAAGAUUAGACAGGAAGCUAUUGUUGUCGACCCAAUUGGGGCCAUCAUUAUUUCAAUUUACAUCAUAAUCGUUUGGAUUCGGCAUGGCAAAGGACAAGUUCGCUGCCUAACAGGUCUGACGGCUGAUCCACUCUUUCUGCAACGGAUUACCCAUGUUGUCUACAAUUUUCGCCCUGAUCUAAUAGCAAAAAUCAAAAAUAUUCGAGCUGUUCAUCAUGGUACGAAAUUUUUCGUCGAAGUUGAGAUUGUUGUGUCAGGUUCAAUGCCUCUGGCUAUUAUACACGAUGUCCGAGAGGAACUACAAAACCAACUUCAAAAAGUACCCGAUAUUGAACGAGCAUCUGUCCAUGUCGAUUCUGAAGUUACACGCGCGUUAGCAUAUGAAGACAAUGUCGUUUGA
Rotaria sordida is the source of this 582-nucleotide messenger RNA. NCBI's taxonomy places the organism in Eukaryota, Metazoa, Rotifera, Eurotatoria, Philodinida, Philodinidae. The record is from the annotation of a GenBank genome assembly.